UAUUCCAACCUUACCAAUAGUUGCACAGAUAACCCUGGUGGUACAACAGGUAGCACAUUUAUCAGCUCCUACGGCAAUGGUGCAAUAUAUACUAUGUAUUGCAACAAAGAUACAGCCCCUCCUGCAAUAUUCUCGCUCUUUGCCGGUAGCUUUAACAGCUGUAUGGAAUCAUCCACGGUGUGGAACCUGUGGCGCCAAAACAAAGACUACUCAUAUCCCAGAUGCCAAACUGUCUCAUUUGUUCCCUACUGGGCCAAUAUCGCAAAAGCAGCUGACGGUGGUUGGACUGGGGACUGCUGGCUGAAACCCGAACCUUUUUCUUUUGCGAAUCUGAGCAAGGUCACUAUUGGGACUGAGUGCCACUCUGCUAUUGCAAACUCAUAA
This is a messenger RNA of Ilyonectria robusta, 384 nucleotides long. RefSeq lists its product as uncharacterized. The record is from RefSeq and is a predicted model, not a curated record. The transcript is spliced from 2 exons. NCBI's taxonomy places the organism in Eukaryota, Fungi, Ascomycota, Sordariomycetes, Hypocreales, Nectriaceae. The annotation marks the transcript as partial.